This is a messenger RNA of Ruditapes philippinarum (Manila clam), 856 nucleotides long. RefSeq lists its product as uncharacterized. Gene Ontology annotation, cellular component: extracellular region. Gene Ontology annotation, molecular function: enzyme activator activity. The transcript is spliced from 6 exons. The record is from RefSeq and is a predicted model, not a curated record. Gene Ontology annotation, biological process: digestion; lipid catabolic process. Bases 105 to 755 code for a protein of 216 amino acids. Lineage: Eukaryota; Metazoa; Mollusca; Bivalvia; Venerida; Veneridae.
AUUGUCAUUGACCUAGCAAUUAAUUUCCUUAUCGCCGAGAUAAGAUCACGAUUUGGUAAGGUACAAGGCUGAAACUAAAAGUAAGAUACAGGACAACAAAAACAAUGAAGACUGUAUUGUCAAUUUUUAUUAUAUUAGGAUUGAAUGGCGUAUCGUUGGCGAUACCUGCAUUAGGACACGGUGCUCUGGCAGGCUAUUGCGACACCAGUGACCAAUGUGACGUAGGCGAAUGUUGCAGGAGUUUCAAUCAACCAAGGGGAAAGAGGGUAGUUCUUGAUCAUAUAGACUACAACCUGAUGCGAUAUGCCCACGGUAGUUGCCAGAAAAUGGGAACACAAGGAGAACGAUGCAUCGUUGACGAGUUGAAAACUGGAACUGUUGGCUUACACUAUGACUGCCCAUGUGCAAGUGGCUUCGUAUGUAACGGGACUGGAACAACUGUCAUCAACAAGGGAGAAUCGGGCGUCUGUGUGUCUGCAAAGAUAGCAAAAGCAACUCUGAAUCAGCCAUGUUCUUCCGGUGCCGACUGCGCAGACUCAGAAUGCUGUGUCAGUAACGUUCGACCAAUCGGAAAACGUUCGUUACAUGGACAUUGCUCCAGCAUGGGAACUGUUGGUUCUGGAUGUCUUGUGAAAAUGGGAUCUGGAAAACCAAGUGACACUGUAUUCUCUUGCCCGUGCUUAUCUGGACUGACAUGCCAUGGUAUUGGAAUGUACGAAGUACCCCUCGGUGAAAUCGGAAAAUGUGUGAUUUAAUCUCUAGAAUAUCAGCUUUACUUUAGAUAAUGAGUUGACAGAAACAAAUAAACUUUGCUUAUAAAUACCAUUGAAUAUUAAAAAAGAUACACAAACUUUAA